This is a messenger RNA of Zea mays, 2269 nucleotides long. RefSeq lists its product as uncharacterized. The coding region runs from base 1029 to 1769 and encodes 246 amino acids. Gene Ontology annotation, biological process: phosphatidylinositol dephosphorylation. NCBI's taxonomy places the organism in Eukaryota, Viridiplantae, Streptophyta, Magnoliopsida, Poales, Poaceae. The transcript is spliced from 10 exons. Gene Ontology annotation, molecular function: inositol-polyphosphate 5-phosphatase activity; phosphatidylinositol-3,4,5-trisphosphate 5-phosphatase activity; phosphatidylinositol-4,5-bisphosphate 5-phosphatase activity. The record is from RefSeq and is a predicted model, not a curated record.
CCACGACUGCCGCCUCCUCCCUCCCCUAAUCACGCCCCCUGUCCCGCCGAUCAGUAGUUGUCGCCCCCCUGUCCCGCAUCACGCGCGUCUCGCUUCCCCUAAUCACGGCGUCGGCGGCGUCCUCGAACGUCGCGGGGAGGCGGUGCUCGGGCGCCAGAAGGUAGUCCACGGACGCCAUACUCAAGCGACUGGAGGGACAGUGCAUCGCGUUUAAACCCUUCUCUCCUUCUCAUCCCCACCUCCCUCGCGGAUCACUCACCGUCGUCGUCGGCUGCAGCCGCCGCCGUGAUGUUGUCCCUCCAACUUCCUUAAACCCUAGCGCCAGCAGCAGGCAACCAGCACCGACGAGGAGGAGGAGCGCGGAGUAGAGGGGCUCCGGCGACCGCAUCGGAGAUGGCGGCGAGCCAUGGCGCGGAUACGCUCAAGUCCACCUCCAUCAACGGGCAACCGUCUGUCUCCUCCCACCCAUCAAAUCCAAGCAUCAGGAGGCACUCACCUUUGACAGCGGCCAUCCCUCAACCCUCUGUAGCAUGUGGCGCCCUCGCUGCGAAUCUGUCUUUAUGACAGUUGCCAUCCUCGCAUCCCAAACCGUCGAUGCCCACCCCUAACAUGGUUCCUGACCUCCCUGACAGGUGACUCCUCUGAAGGAUAUAACAAGUGUGUAAUGUAUGAGGAGAUGGCGGUGAGCUAGGUACUGGAGCAGCGGGGACUAAAGCUCUAGCGGCAUGAAGAUCUCCUCUGACUUUGUUUAACUUUCAGAAAUAAAAAAUGGUGGGAUCCUUGUGAAGUGUGAUGAGAUGACCCUGGAGGUAAAAUACCAUUUAAAGUUAUGCUUGGGCCUAUAUUGAUGUCUUUUAAUAUCAUGUUUUAGGGCAUCAAACAAUUCUUUGUUGUUGUUGACAAAGAGGAGUGGAAGAUUGAUACGCUUUGUGAUCUUUAUGAUACACUCACCAUCACUCAAAUAUUAAUUAGGAUUUUGUAUUGUAUUAUCUCUGCCCACUCACAUGGUAUCUGAUUGCUAGCACAACAUGGUAUAUUUUACUUGUGUAUCUUUUGUAGUAUUAAAGUUGUCUACAAUGCACACCCAACAGCUGAUGUAUUUAUCAACUUUGCAUCCUUCCAAAGAAGGGCCUGCCUCGAUGGCGCCAUGGCAGAGCGGCGACGGAAGGUCGACGGCGGCAAGAUGGGCGUGGCGGUCUUCGGGGCGCGGUGCACCCUGCGGUAUGAGAUGGACCUGCAGUUCUUCAACAUCCCUGGCAACAGCAAGAUGCUGUCCCUACUCAAAGCAAGGUGGCAGAAGGACCAGUGUUGAUAUUGGUAAAUCAUGCGCAAAUGGGUGUGCUGGAAUGAUGGAGAACAAUAGGGAACAUAAAAUUGCUCUUGUUGCUACUGGAUUAGCUACUGGAAUCGCUUCAGCCUGCUGGAUUGGACCCCGUUGUGUUCUUCCGAUGAUCAAUCAGUCAAUCACAAAUUCAAACCAUACAAAUCAACUCAAUAUCCAGCAUGCUUCUGGAAGUGUGUUCAAGGGGUGGAGUGAGGAGAAGAUAUAUUUUGCUCCCACUUACAACUACUCUUGCAACUCAGAUUCUUAUGCUGGAGAGACUGCCACAUCAAAGAAAAAGAGGAGAACCCCAGCCUGGUGUGAUAGAAUACUAUGGCAUGGAGAUGGUAUUGCACAGUUGUCCUACUUCCGGGGGGAAUCUCAAUUCUCUGACCAUCGUCCUGUUUGUGGGACAUUUACUGUUGAGGUUAAAAGGCUAGAUGGCUAAUCAAAGCGGCGCCCAUCAAACACCAACAUUAGAAUCGGUGCUGAAGAGUUGUUGCCGCCAAGAGACAAGCAUAACUAAGGUGAUCUAGAUGGAUGAAAUUGUCGACAAGGCCAUUAGCAUCAUGCAGGUUACCUCAAAGCAUCUCAUGUAUAUCCGCAAGGAGAAGCUGCACUCAGGGAAGGCAUUGAGUGCAAUAGAGGUGAAGGAACUAUGCGAAGCCCUUGAAGCGAUUGCUGAAGAUUUGGACCAAGAUUCACUCUUGUGCCAGAGUUUGGUGUAGUCCUCGAUUAUAAACUGUGUACUAUGUUAAUGUAAUGACAUAGUUUGUAUGAUACAGAUCGUAGUGAUGUUGUUUGAAGCUAUUUGUAUGAACUUUUCCUACUAUCUUGUAUGAAUUAUGAUGUCUGAUGUAGUUUGUAUGAACUAUGUCAUAUUAUGUUGAAGGAAGCUAUUGCAUGCCCUUAUUCUAUGAUUUAUGUAGGAUGCAAAGAUUCUUGGGA